UAAAUAGCUCUGCCCUGAGUCACGGAGAGUUCUCUGCAGGAGCUCCAGGGAAAGAGCCUCUGACAUCGGCGAAAGCAAAGAGGAACCCUCAGGAGGGCAUCAUGUCCAGCUCCUUGCGGGUGAGCCCUUCCGUCCAUGGCUAUCGAUUUGACACGGCCUUGCGCAAGAAAGCGGUGGCCGACAUCUUUGAAAGCCUGGAUCAAGCGUCACUGCAGAAGCUCUUCAGGGACUCAGGGGACCGGAAAGCAGAGGAAAGGGCCAAGAUCAUCCUGGCCACCGACCAGGACCUGGAGGAGAAAGCAAUGUCGCUCAUGGCUUUGAAGCAGAGGACAAGAGAGAAACUCUUCCAGUUCCUGAAGUUUGGGAAACACUCCAUCAAAGUCCACUGAAGCUCCUUUAAAAGAGAGGACGGGAUGGAAGGAGCCAGACUCCUCACUUUUGAAAACGAGCACCUCCAGCUGCUUUGAAGCUGGUGUGGCAAGAGAUGCUGGCAACAUCAGUCAGGGGGAUUCAGCCCCAUUUUUGCACACUUCAAAGUUCACAGCAAAAGACUUCCUGGGUUGACUCAAACUUGCAAGCUAGAGUGAGUAAGGGAAUCAGCCUGUGAACAACAGAGAAAUCCAGCCACAAAUCACGGGGAUGGAGCAGGCGGUGAAACAGUCACUGGAUCAGACUCAACUUUUCCUGGCUAAUGAGAGACUAGAUCAUUUUCCUUCUUAGCUGUCUGUUUGGCAAUUAUUGACUGUGCAAAGCCUUCCAUAAGCCUCCCUGCUUUCUCCUGGAACAAAAGGGGUUGGGAAAUGAUCAGUAACUGCCUGUUUGCUUUUGUUGAAAAGACACACCAUCUUGGUGUUGAAAGUAGGUGAAGUUCACAGAGUAAACUUUGUUUCAGGAUGCAUUGUAAGCAACUCUGUUAGUCUUACAAUGACUUUUACAAGCAGAAGUGGGUUGUUCAACUAAUUGCACGAAAUGUGUUUGUUUUUGUUUAAAUGUAAAGUUUUGUCCUGAACUGAUUGAACAGACUGAAAGUCUCUUUGGAACAUUGAGUUCUUUUUUUGCAUCAAUGCAAUUUUUAAAAUUUUGCAAAUGUUGCACUUUUUGUAAUGAAUUUAACUGGCAACCAGCUAUGGUGAUAUUUUAUAAUGAUGCUAUAAGUAAUACUUAUUGCGCACGCAGAGCAAAUAAAUUAUAAAGUUGGUAUAA
This is a messenger RNA of Zootoca vivipara (common lizard), 1203 nucleotides long. RefSeq names its product transcriptional and immune response regulator (gene TCIM). Gene Ontology annotation, biological process: negative regulation of Notch signaling pathway; endothelial cell activation involved in immune response. Lineage: Eukaryota; Metazoa; Chordata; Lepidosauria; Squamata; Lacertidae. Gene Ontology annotation, cellular component: cytosol; nucleus. Gene Ontology annotation, molecular function: Notch binding. The record is from RefSeq and is a predicted model, not a curated record.